Molecule: messenger RNA, 2473 nt
Organism: Phacochoerus africanus (Common warthog)
Lineage: Eukaryota; Metazoa; Chordata; Mammalia; Artiodactyla; Suidae
Gene: ERP27
Product: endoplasmic reticulum protein 27
Exons: 6
Coding region: 868-1752 (294 amino acids)
Biological process (GO): protein folding; response to endoplasmic reticulum stress
Cellular component (GO): endoplasmic reticulum
Source: RefSeq, a predicted model, not a curated record
UCCUAGUCGGAUUCGUUAACCACUGAGCCACAAUGGGAACUCCAUCAAAGUCCCAGUUUUAUAAGUGAAGCAACCGAGGCAUAAGAUCUCAAGUCACAAAAGUGAGCUGGUAUUCACAGCCGGCAAUGUGUCUGUCCUCUCACAGCACCCUGUGAGUUUCCCAGUCUUUUACGACUUUCCAUUUUUUAUUUAAAUGAUCUGUUGAUUUAUCCAUCUCUCACAUUAACACUCCAAGUUGGGAGAAGCUGGUCAGGUCGCAGUCAUCCUGUAUCCCUACUGCAUAAGUCAAUACCUGGCACCGAAUAUUUUAUUUAAAUGAACUGACCUGACUUUCUUCCUGGCUUUAUGGAGGCCCUGUCCCUGAACUCGGGCCUCUUAUCUCAGAAUUUGAAGGUUCCCCCACCCCACACCCCAGAGCCAGCUGCAACGUUCCCAGAGCAUGAAUAACACCGCAGUCAAUUAACCACAGAGUAGAUUUCCCUGGAUAGGCAUCUGCAAACACCAGGUCCAGGGCUUGGAGCAGGAGCAGGAGAAGGAGAAAGACAAUGGAAGCCAUGGGGUCCAGCCGCCUGCUUCUAUUCUUUCUCUUCACAUGCAAGCUAUCCCCAGAAGUUGCUGCAGAAGUUCAGGAAUCCUCAGGUAAAAGAAAAAAGCAUUUGAGUGACCCAGAGGGUAAAAGGGUUGUUAGCAGUCAGGAAGGGAACAUGGUAGUACGGUGGGUAGUUUUCCUCUAAACCAGGGAAACUUUCCAGGAAAUGCUGGGUAAAACUCUUGCCUGAGUGAAAGAGGGAAGUCUGACAUUAUCCUUCAGAAAUAGGCUAUUACGUGAGGUCCUUACUCCACAAGUUAGAAAAAUAAAGCCUUGGAAUGAUAACUGCAUCCAUAAAUCUCUUCGGCCUUAAUCUAAAGAGAAAAAUAGAGAUGUCUCAUUGUUUAGAGCUGCUGCUUCUCUACUCAGUGACCCCAAACUUCCUGCCUUUCUCUCACUCUCCAUCUCCCCCACCAACCCUCCUCUAUUUCUGUCUAGAUGGCCCCUGGACCCAGAAACUGGCAUCGCUCAGAGACGUCGCAGCUGCCGUGGAAUUCAUCGCUGCUGCUGAGGUGGCUGUCAUAGGCUUCUUCCAGGAUUUAGAAGUACCAGCGGUGCAUAUGUUCCGUAGCGUGGUGCCAAAUUUCCAAGACGUGUCCUUUGGAAUCAGCACUGCUGCUGAGGUUCUGGCCCACUACAAUGUCACCGGGAGCACCAUUUCCCUCUUUCGGCUGGUGGAUGACAAACAACUGGAUUUAAAGAGUGAAGACAUUGAAAGGAUGGAUGCCACCAAAUUAAGCUAUUUCAUUGAGCGCAACAACCUCCACUUGGUGACAGAAUACAACCCUGUGACUUCGGUUGGCCUUUUACACAGUAUUGUUCCAAUUCAUCUUCUACUGAUAAUGCACAAGACCUCCCCAGAGUUUGAAGAAAGCAUGCACAGAUACCAGAAGGCAGCUAAGCUCUUCCAGGGGAAGAUUCUUUUCAUCCUGGUGGACAGUGGUCAGAAAGAAAAUGGGAAGGUGAUCUCAUUUUUCAAACUAAAGAAGUCUCAAUUGCCUGCCUUGGCAAUUUACCAGACCCUGGAUGAUGAGUGGGAUACGCUGCCCAUAAGGGAAGUCUCAGUAGAGCAUGUGCAAAACUUCUGUGAUGGAUUCCUAAAAGGAAAGGGGUCGAGAGAAAACCAUGAAUCAGAAGAAACGACUUCAAAGGUGGAACUCUGAUUUCUCCCUGAUUCUUCUAUGUGCUACCAAGUAACUACUUCAUGCCAAAUAAAAAGGGGUAACUCAAACCUCAGAGACACUAAGCAACAGGGUCACCAGGCUCACAUAUACACACACAGAGAUACACACACACACACACACACCACACACACACACACACACACGCAAAUGCACAGACAAUAUACACACAGCUCUAGAUCAUUCCUUAAAAUCUUAUUUACUCUUCUUGUCUUUUGUUUUAAAGACACUACCUCUCUCACUACCCAUCCCAUUUUUUCUUAUGUGUCCAUACUGAUUUGGCCCAUACACUGUCAUAAAUGCCACCAGAUGGAAGCUUUAAGAGAAAUACUGUGCUCCUGCUAUGAAGGGGCAACAUUCCUAGAGGGAGAUGGUUCUAUGUGUCCUUUAAUACUGAAUUCAUAUAUGGCAUGUGACUCACACUCAGCCUCUUAUAGAGUCGCCUAAGGGUAGAAACUCUGCCUUCCUCCUAUGCCUGUGUCCCUCUCUGAUUCAGGGCCAAGGACAAAAAGAUGGCUUUUUACACCUCUCUGGAAAUGUCUUUUUUCCAGAAGUCAAAUGAUGUUUCCAAGCCUCUGAACUCGGCAGAAACAGGCCAUGUCAAAACUCUGUGCUUGUUUAGUGUUCCUAACUCCCCAUAUAAAUCAACAACCGCAUGAUAAAUAAAAGGUAAUCAUGUUAUAGGAAAAGACUGGCCUCUCUU